Molecule: messenger RNA, 1175 nt
Organism: Populus nigra (black poplar)
Lineage: Eukaryota; Viridiplantae; Streptophyta; Magnoliopsida; Malpighiales; Salicaceae
Exons: 2
Coding region: 140-475 (111 amino acids)
Source: RefSeq, a predicted model, not a curated record
UUUUCCUUUCCCCCUAUCUCUCUCUCUCAACACGGGCAUCCAAGUCAAAUAAUAAAAGCAAGUAUAACCAAAACCCUAAACGACAGAGCCAACCAUGUAAUUCGAUGUAGAAGACAAAAGGGUGGUCUUGAAACUAGGAAUGGAAAAUGCAAUUCGACAGAACCUUAAGCGUGUGGAGCAUCAUCGUGGUUUGGCUGUAGGCAUCAAGGGUGGUCUUGGAACUGGGAAGGGGAGAUGCAAUCCGGACUCUGAUGAAGUCUGCGAUUCGAGUUAUAGCGUCGGUGUUGUUGGUUCUGCGAUUGAAGUAUAUAUUCCGGGCUCUGUUGGCAUCGUGGUUUGGAAGGGGAGAUGUAAUCCGAACUCUGUCAGUGGUCAUUGCUCCACGGUUCAAUUUCAAAAGCAGUGCUUUUGGCAAGGAGAAUUUUCAAGGAUUCCAUAUCUCCCGGCGGCUACGUGUGAUGAACUGCAUCUAUAAGAAAUUCAUCAUCAUAGAAUUUUUAAAAUUUUGAACAGCCGGAGAGGAUGAGAGCUUGGAGAGACCUCAAUUUACAGAAACUCCUCGGGAGGCUCUCAAGUUCUUAGCAGUUCUUUCAAUUUACCAGAGCGAGUCUUUCAAGAAUUCCAAUAGAAUGAUGAGCCUCAGUCAAACUUUCGCAGUCUUGAAGCUGCAACUCCGCAAGAUUGGGUAGUUUCGAAAAAUCUGGGGUUUGUCUGAGGAAAUGGGAGUGACUGCAAUUAAGGAACUUCAACCGAUCAAGCAACUGGUGAACAAGAAUGCAUGAAAAGAAAAGGACAUCACAUGAUGAAUUUCCAUAUAUAUAUAUAUAUAUAAAGAGGCAUUAGAUUUUAGCAAACUGAAUUCUGAGAUCUGAUAAAUUGAAUGAAGGUCUAAUUCACAUACCAUGAAUCCUUCCAAGCCACUCUUAGGUUGCUAUAUUUCAUAUCAAUAGCAAAACCAGGCUUCCUGGAUACAGGUCAUCUGGUAUGAACUCUAGUGUAAAUCCAUGCCAAGAGAGCCAUUUCAGCUCUUUCGAAAGAUGUUCACAUCUUCCACUGAAUUGUACAUAAUUAAGCUGGAAAAGUCUCAGAUUUGGCAGCUUGCAAAAUGCUUUCAUAUCCACACUCAUGAUGUUAUUCAGAACCCUUUUUGUCAGCUAAAUGAAUUAUUUUACAAA